CUUCGCGGCGACGCGCACGGAGAGGAAGUAGAAAGACGGAAGAAAAAGACGUUGAAUAAACUUGCCAACUUCUAGCUGAGUGUCUAGAAACACAGUUACAUGCUAUGUAACAGCAGAACUGGUUAUUUAUCUGGACACAGAUUUAGUUAGCUAACCAGACGCCCCGUCCACACUCAGUCACCGCCCUCUCAACUCGCCACACGACCUGCGGACUCCGGCAGUUUUCAAACAGCCGUUGCACUUGCUCAACCGACCCGAAGUCAGCCACCGUUACAAAGUCACUUUUAGCUGCUGUUAAAGUGCUGUGAUAUCCACUAAAUUGUAUUAACGUUACACACAACCAGCUCGCUGGCGCAGCGGAACCCGGGCUUUCCCCUCCGAGUGGGAAAAGUUGUCCGUGUUGGCGGUGAAGGAGCCAACGAGGCCUGCGGUUGAGGAGGCUGCAUGUGUGAGGACUGUCGCUGGCGAGGAGUGACUCACACUGCGUUAGCUAAACACUCGGCAACAUGUCGGCCCAGGCACAGAUGCGAGCGAUGCUGGACCAGCUGAUGGGCACGGGGAGAGACGGAGAUUCCAUGCGGCAGAGAAUCAAAUUCACAGAUGAGCGAGUUUGCAAAAGUCACCUCUUGGAUUCAUGUCCUCACGACAUUCUGUCUGGCACCAGAAUGGACCUGGGAGAGUGUAUGAAAGUCCAUGACUUGGCCCUCAGAGCAGACUACGAGAUUGCUUCCAAGGAGCAGGAGUACUUCUUCGAACUUGAUGCUGCUGAACACCUUCAGUCUUUUAUCGCUGACUGCGACCGCAGGACCGAGCUGGCCAAGAAGAGACUAGCAGAGACGCAGGAUGAGAUCAGCGCUGAAGUGGCUGCAAAGGCUGAACGUGUCCACGAGCUGAACGAAGAGAUCGGGAAGCUGCUGGCCAGGGCAGAGCAGCUCGGGGGCGAGGGGAAUGUAGACGAAGCCCAGCAAGUGCUGGAAAUGGUGGAGAAGACCCGGGCCUUGAAGAAAGAAGCAGAGGAUGUGUACAGAAACUCGAUGCCAGCCUCCAGCUUUCAGCAACAAAAACUACGUGUGUGCGAAGUGUGCUCUGCCUACUUGGGUCUUCACGACAACGAUCGUCGUCUGGCUGACCACUUUGGAGGCAAACUGCAUCUUGGCUUCAUUGAAAUCCGUGAGAAGCUUGAAAAGCUAAGGAAAGCAGUUAUAGAGAAACAAGAAAGAAUGCGAAUGAGGAGGCGAGAGGAACGUGAAAAAGAAGACGAAAGAGAGCGCCAAUGGGAGGUGGAGCGGGAACGAGAGCGGGAACGAGAGCGAGAAUGGGAGAGAGAACGAGAAAGGGAGAGGGAGCGUAGGAGGUCAAGAUCUAGAAGUGGAGACCGAUACAGGGAUGGAGGCAGUUCGUCCUCCCAUCAUUCAAGGCGCCACCGCUCUUCUCGAUCCCGAGAAGAAGGUGGAGAACGGGAUCGUGAGAGAGAGAGGAAGCAUCGACACAAGGACAGACAUCGCUCACGCUCCCACUCUCACAGGCGCAAAAGGAAGAGGUCCUCCAGAGACAGAACAUCUCACCCCCGUGAAAGAGAGAGCUCACUGCCCCAGGAGAAAUGUGGAGGAGAGGGCUUGCGCAACGACAGGGCGGAGUACAGAGACUGGGAGGACGGGGAGAAGUCCCCCUCCGUGGACACAGCCAGGGGCAGGGAACGAGAGAGAUCCCUGUCGUACGAGCGGGACCGGCGCUCCAGCUCUGAGGAGCGAGAGUCCGGGGAGAUAUGAACAGGAGGGGACGCCUCCGAAGUGUUUGAUUUGGAUAUAUUGUUUAGUAGAAGGAGCAUGGAGAGAUGAGGGUGUGUUGGUGCGAGUGUGUGUGUGUCAGCUUUGUAUAUUUGUUCAUGUUAAGAGCGGGAUGUGAAUAUUAGCAGGGGUGGACAUUGGAAACUUGACUUGGGGAUGAGGGAACAACUUCAGUGGUCGCAGUCAAGGAAACGUGCAAACCAACUUUUAUAAGACUUGUGAAUUGUGAGGCUAGUGUGACCUGGAAGCAGUAGAGUCAUUUUUUUAUGCCAUCUUGUCGAUCUUAUGUACAGUUAUUUUGACAGUGAAGGGGGAUAAGUGAGUGAAGAGACAGCAGCCUUACUUGGAGUCUGUUUUUUUUUGUUGUUGUUGUUAUUUUACUCACAUGAAGUGCUGUUAUUUUUUUAUCAUUAGUCAAAUCUUUAAUGUCAGUAGUUUUUCCUGUUCCAUUACAAAUCCAUCACUUUCAGUAGCUGUGGAUUCAUUUACACGGGUCAGACUCAUUAAUGUGGCAUAACUGUUGCAGUAAUGUUUAAAAUGAGCCUUGAAUGACUGAAGGCACUUCUGAUGUUUGUGUUUUAUUUGCUGCCUUCAAGCCAUAACAAGCUCAUUUGGAAAAUCUGAUCCCUGAGUCACGAUGCAGCGAUGAGCUUGUACUUUGAAAACAAACACACACUUGUCCUCCCGAAAGAAGUCAUCCAAAUAUUUCCACUCAGUUCCUGACAUGCCAGUGCAUAUGGUUGAUGUGCAUAAUUACAUAGUGACAUUGAAAGGCCCAGGGACUUGUGUCCUGUUUGCUGUGAUACAACCUGGAUGUUCGGGGGGAAGGGGGGGGUCUACUUUGCUGUGCCACCAUUAAGUGAAUAAAAUGUUCUGCUUCCAUUCAAAUACAA
Messenger RNA from Micropterus salmoides (largemouth bass), 2680 nucleotides. Its product is annotated as LUC7 domain-containing protein. Gene Ontology annotation, cellular component: U1 snRNP; U2-type prespliceosome. NCBI's taxonomy places the organism in Eukaryota, Metazoa, Chordata, Actinopteri, Centrarchiformes, Centrarchidae. The coding region runs from base 507 to 1769 and encodes 420 amino acids. Gene Ontology annotation, molecular function: mRNA binding. The transcript has 10 exons. The record is from RefSeq and is a predicted model, not a curated record. Gene Ontology annotation, biological process: mRNA splice site recognition.